CGUUUACCAAGAGAAAGUUCGGGUUGAUGAAAAAGGCCUACGAACUGAGCGUCCUUUGUGACUGUGAGAUUGCCCUGAUCAUUUUCAACAGCACCAACCGGCUCUUCCAGUAUGCCAGCACUGACAUGGACAAGGUUCUCUUGAAGUACACGGAGUACAGCGAGCCCCAUGAGAGCCGAACCAACUCAGAUAUUCUGGAGACCCUGAAACGAAAAGGCUUGGGUUUUGAAGGUGCAGAACUGGAUCUUGUAGAAGCGUUGGACCCAGCUGAGAAACUGAGGCAGCUGGAUGAAGGAAUGGACCUUAGAUUAGCCCGGCCAAAACUUAGCUCAGCGGCUUUCCUGUCUAGCCUGGAGGGGGCGUCCUUGGGAACACCCCCAUCUGGAGGUGAAGGUGGGGCAAGCAAUUCAGGCGAAUCUCCGGUUCAACAGAGCCGUCUGCAGCAGUUGAAGCCAACUCUUCCCAAGCCAGCCUUCCCUUCUGUGCGAUCCCCGGCAACCCUUGGACCAGGCAUCGGGUACUCGAUCUUCUCCCAUAGCAACCUCAGCCGUGUGUUGUCAAGCAAAACGCCUCCCCCGCUCUAUCUGGGAGCUGACUCCCGUCGGGUGGAAGGACAGCUUUCGGCAAGCAGGAACAAUCUAGCAUCCACACACCCGUUGUAUCCCGGGCUUCAGAAUCUGAGUCCCGUAUUGCCCGCUGGAGGUCUACCUGGACGUGGGCUACCAGGAUACCCCUUCCUCUCCUCCACCCCAUCAGAAUAUACUUUGGGGGAAAGCACCCCACACCCCUUCGGCUUCCAAGGAAACACCACGGCGGCUUGGCAACACCGAGAAUAUCCAAUGCCGGGAACAGCAAGCCGGAUUUGUGACCAGGCUUCCCUAGUCCCCGCCUCCCCUUCCUUGCACACCCAAAUCAGUGUGAAGUCGGAGCGGGCCUCGCCCACAGCCAGCUGUUCUUCGGCUGUCCCCCAGAUCUCCACAUCUGUGCGUCCCAACCUCUGCAAUGUCAACGUCCCCAUGGACCUCCCUUCUCAGGAAGAUUACAUCAAGGGCUACCAUUACUCAUUCCUUCUGUCCCGGCCUCCGUCAGAAGAACCGAAGCAGCCCAAUGUUCCCUCCCAUCGCCUGCCGGUGUCUACCGCAGAGGAGUGGCAGAAGUAACCAGGAGGCUCAGCUUGUUCACGCGUGUGCUCAGCGGAGGUGGCUGAACGUAGGCGUGCACGUACGGGCAAGAGUGAAUGGCAAUCGCGUGCAUUCACCUAUCAAUCAUAAUAGGGCCAAAGUAGGGAAACAACCAGGGGUGGGCUUCAAAAA
Notechis scutatus (mainland tiger snake) is the source of this 1313-nucleotide messenger RNA. The record is from RefSeq and is a predicted model, not a curated record. NCBI's taxonomy places the organism in Eukaryota, Metazoa, Chordata, Lepidosauria, Squamata, Elapidae.